AUGGACGAUGAUUAUGUCGCCCAAGUCCUUGCCAAUGAGGCAAGAGACAGUUCCCAGAAAUACUCAACUGAGGGGCUUGGAGCAUAUUUGCCUCGCAAAACAACGGGGAAUGCUCCCAAGCCAAAUACUCGGUUCCUUCGGCACUUGAUUAAGGAGACAGACAGCCACAACACAGCUCUCAAGCACAAGGAGGAGAGAGAGGCGAGAGAGCGCAUGCGCCAGCUGAAGGACCAGUCAACAUCAACCUCAACAUCCACGUCCCAUUCGUCCAGAAACCAUGAUCGACCGUCCCGGGUUCGAGAUUCGGAGAGAGAUAGUAGACAUGACCGGAGUGACCGUGACCGUGAACAUCGGCGGAGGAAGAGAAGUCGUUCUACCUCUAGUGGGCGACAUUCAUCCCGAAGGCAUCGGUGCAGCACUGAGGGCUCAGACCGUGCGAGGAGAGAACAUCGAGAUCGGAAGACAGGACACUCGGCACGCCGUCGCCAUGAGACUUCUCGGUCAGAUCGUCGAGCUUACGAGAGAUCAUACUCAAGAUCGCCAUCGUCCUCUCGCAGUCGUUCCCCUCGUCGGGACCACGCCUCUAGGCAACAUCUCAGAUCGAAACAUGACCAUCGCGUCAGAUCUCCUACUACUUCUCCGCAGCCCCGCCUUCAGAAGAAUACACGAAGCCAAAAGCGAGAGUCCAAACAUGAGGAAAAGGGCCCGUCGCGCACACCUCGGUCCUCAACUAGACAGGUUCCUCGAACUUUUGAGCUCAAUUCACCGUCUCUUUCGAAGAAUAAUACGACCAUACCUCGCCAAGAUUCGGGAGAAGAUUCUGACCCGCUUGAAGACCUUGUCGGGCCGUUACCUCCCCGAGCCGAUAGCAAGGAUGCUGCGCCUGUUCGGUCGCGGGGCCGCGGGGCUUACAAACCUAAUGCGAGCAAUAUUGAUGCCCAUUUUGCGCCGGAUUAUAACCCUGCCCUCGACGUUCAGCUGGAAAAUGACAGUCUUUCUCUGACAGAAACUUCUCGGCGUCCUGUGGCGGGUCUCAUGACCGAGGAAGAUGACUGGGACAUGGCUCUCGAAGCUCUACGUGACCGAGCCCGCUGGAGACAGAAAGGAGAAGAUCGACUCCGGGCGGCCGGAAUGAACGAGGACACGAUUGACCGGUGGAAGAGUAAUGCUGCUUUUACUGGAAUGGAUGCGGAAGGCCGUGUUGAAGAUGUGCGGUGGUCGAAGAAAGGCGAAGGGCGAGAGUGGGAUCGUGGGAAAGUCAUGGACGACGAAGGACAUAUUGAUGUCCGGGCCACCUGGUAG
Penicillium macrosclerotiorum is the source of this 1302-nucleotide messenger RNA. RefSeq lists its product as uncharacterized. NCBI's taxonomy places the organism in Eukaryota, Fungi, Ascomycota, Eurotiomycetes, Eurotiales, Aspergillaceae. Bases 1 to 1302 code for a protein of 433 amino acids. The transcript has 2 exons. The record is from RefSeq and is a predicted model, not a curated record.